Messenger RNA from Gloeophyllum trabeum ATCC 11539, 1443 nucleotides. RefSeq names its product PLP-dependent transferase. Lineage: Eukaryota; Fungi; Basidiomycota; Agaricomycetes; Gloeophyllales; Gloeophyllaceae. The coding region runs from base 1 to 1443 and encodes 480 amino acids. The transcript has 9 exons. Gene Ontology annotation, molecular function: pyridoxal phosphate binding; L-kynurenine:2-oxoglutarate transaminase activity. Gene Ontology annotation, cellular component: mitochondrion; cytoplasm. The record is from RefSeq and is a predicted model, not a curated record. Gene Ontology annotation, biological process: biosynthetic process.
AUGCCGAUCCCGACUGCCCAGCAAGGGCGAUCCGUACACGGUGGGGCACCUGCUAAUGGGCUGAAGAACACAAAUGGCCUUAGUGCGACGAACGGCCUGAAUAGCACGGAUGAAGCUGCGCGCAGUGGAUCCGCCAAUGUAGACAGUCACAAGACAGUACCAGCCCAAAGCAAAGAUCGAUCGAAUCUGAUCCCGUUCUCCUCACGAUUGUUCACGGGUCGUGCUUUGGCCACAGAUGUUUGGUCUAUCUACAACGCCGCUAAUCUUCCAGCGGAUUGCAUCAACCUCGGGCAGGGUUAUAUGAACUUCGGCCCUCCGAAGUAUGUGAUCGAAGCUGCAGAAGGAGCUCUGAGGGACAUUGCCCCUAACCAUUAUUCCCACCCGAAAGGACGACUACGCCUGCGGGAAGCCAUAGCUAAACACUACGGCCCUUCGUUUGGAAGGGAAUUAGACGUCGAGACCGAAAUCCAGGUCUCUAGUGGUGCAAAUGAAGGACAGUACUCUGUCUUCACAGCAUUCCUGGAAGAGGGCGAUGAAGUCAUCAUGUUUGAGCCUUUCUUCGAUCAAUACCUCCCCUCGGUGACGUUCAACGGCGGAAAGCCGGUAUAUGUACCUUUACACCCGGCGGAUAAGCCAGGGCGUCUGACAGGCGACGACUGGACGGUAGAUUAUGACGAGUUACGGCGAGCUAUCACGCCCCGUUCCAAGAUGAUUAUAAUAAACACGCCGCACAAUCCGGUAGGGAAGGUGUUCUCGAGGCAAGAACUCGAGAAGAUCGCAGCUCUUGCGGAAGAGUUCAAUCUCCUCGUCAUGGCCGACGAAGUCUAUGACUGCCUUGUCUACGAUGAUAAGGAGCACGUUCGGAUCGCGACUCUUCCGGGUAUGUGGGAGCGUACAGUGACAGUUGGAUCGGCUGGGAAGGCCUUUGCUGCUACUGGUUGGCGCGUAGGCUGGGUGAUUGGUCCUCCCUCCCUUAUCCGACCCACUCUGGCUGCUUGCACGCGUAUCGUCUUCAGCUCAAAUUCACCAAUGCAAGAGGCUGCUGCUGUCGGCCUCGAGCAGGCUCGUGAAAGAAAAUACUUCGAGACUCAGGUUAAGGAGUAUGAGGAACGUCGCGCAGUACUGCUGGACGCGUUCGACCGACUGGGCAUGAAGUACACUCUUCCUCACGGGAGCUACUUCAUAUUACUCGACAUCUCUACAUUAAAGAUUCCAGACGACUAUCCGUUCCCUGCAAUGCUGGACGGUCGUGGCAGAGAUUUCAAAGCAUGCUGGUUCAUUGCCUGCGAGAUCGGUGUGUCCUCAAUACCCGUCAGCGAGUUCUACUGCCAUGAGCACACCAGCAUUGGAGAGAAAUAUGCUCGAUUCGGUUUCUGCAAGGACUUAGAGACGUUGCGACAAGCAGGCGAACGUCUUCAAAAACUCAAAAACUACGUCAACUAA